This is a messenger RNA of Saprolegnia diclina VS20, 201 nucleotides long. RefSeq lists its product as hypothetical. Lineage: Eukaryota; Oomycota; Saprolegniomycetes; Saprolegniales; Saprolegniaceae. The record is from RefSeq and is a predicted model, not a curated record. Bases 1 to 201 code for a protein of 66 amino acids. The transcript is spliced from 2 exons.
AUGGCCGCGCCGACGCAAGGAGGAGGCCGCCCGCCGUACCAGUACAUGGACUCGACGUCGCAUGUGCAGGACGACGACAUGGCACAUGUGCCCGUGUGGCAGGACAGCAGCGCCGAGCACAUGUACGGCGACUACGUCAACCCCGGCGGGCACGAUCCUCGACUCGUCGCGCACGUCGACGGCCGCCGCCAUGAAGCCUGA